Messenger RNA from Crotalus tigris (Tiger rattlesnake), 4791 nucleotides. It is a transcript of the gene PRKCZ, whose product is annotated as protein kinase C zeta. NCBI's taxonomy places the organism in Eukaryota, Metazoa, Chordata, Lepidosauria, Squamata, Viperidae. Gene Ontology annotation, molecular function: ATP binding; protein binding; protein serine/threonine kinase activity. Gene Ontology annotation, biological process: protein phosphorylation. The record is from RefSeq and is a predicted model, not a curated record. Bases 614 to 2407 code for a protein of 597 amino acids. The transcript is spliced from 20 exons.
GGCGGGAGAGCGGCUGCGCGGAGGGCAGCUGGGAGGGGGGGGUCGCUGAGGGGGUGAGCGAGGCGGCGGGAGCGCGCCGCCAUUACCUGCUCGCGCGCUCGGGAACGCGCCUCCUCCUCCAAGGGGGAGAAGAAGAAAAGAAAAGAAAAAAAAAAACCGAAGCGAAACGAAAAAAAACAAUCCUAAUCCUAAUCAUCCUGUCAGGAAGGGGCGGACGCGAAGGGCGACUUGGAGCCCUUCCCUCUUGUCUCCUCCUCCGGGAAGUUGGAGCCGAACUUCCGCGGAGCGCGAGCCUUUCCCGGAGCGAGGCGGGAAGUGUGGAGAGGCGACCGACCCUCCUCCCCCCCUCCCCGUCACCUCAUCAACUGAGGGAGGGGGUGACAAUACCUGUAAGAAGGAGAGACCCCGCCCAAAACAGGACUAAUUGUUUUAUUUAUUGUUCUUAAGAGCGGUUGGCGGGAAGGAGCUGGAUUCCAAGCUGAAAGAGUCUAAUGAAGUUUUUCCUGGGAAGAAGCAUAAAAAUGUCGCCUGUUCAUUUAUUGCACCCCUCGUCAUUCUCUGAAUGAUUUGGAAGACCAGUCUAUAAAACGAGGACAUUGUUUCCCCCAUUUGAAUGUUGCAUAGUAUCAUGCCUAGCAGAAUGGGAUCAAAAAUGAACACGAAGAAAGACUUCAUUAGAGUAAAAACUCAUUAUAAUGGAGACAUCCUUAUCACCCACUUGGGUGCCUCAAUGAACUAUGAUGAACUUUGUGAUGAAGUGAGAGAAAUGUGCAAUUUAUCACAGGAACAACCAAUUACCCUGAAGUGGAUUGAUAAUGAAGGUGAUCCCUGUACCAUUUCAUCCCAGAUGGAGCUGGAAGAAGCAUUCCGUUUGUAUUGUCGUUACAGAGACGAAGGGCUUAUUAUUCAUGUCUUCCCAAGCAUUCCAGAACAGCCCGGCUUGCCGUGUCCUGGGGAAGAUCAAUCAAUCUAUCGGCGGGGCGCCAGAAGAUGGAGGAAGCUGUACCGAGUGAAUGGCCAUUUGUUUCAAGCCAAGCGCUUUAACAGAAGAGCAUACUGUGGCCAAUGCACUGAAAGGAUAUGGGGUCUGGGAAGACAAGGUUACAAGUGCAUCAACUGCAAGUUGUUGGUCCAUAAACGCUGUCACGUUCUUGUCCCACUGACCUGCAAAAGGCAUAUGGAUUCUGUGAUGCCUUCCCAGGAACCUCAAUUAGACGAUAAGAAUGACGAAGCUGACGUCCCUCCAGAAGACACAGACGGAAUAUCUUACAUUUCUUCGACUCGGAAACACGACAAUAUUAAAGAUGACUCUGAGGAACUCAAGCCAGUUAUUGACGGGAUGGAUGGGAUCAAGAUCUCUCAGGGGCUUGGCCUACAGGACUUUGAUCUGAUCCGAGUCAUUGGACGAGGAAGCUAUGCCAAAGUUCUUUUAGUCCGGUUAAAAAAGAAUGAUCAAAUUUAUGCAAUGAAGGUUGUCAAGAAGGAAUUAGUCCAUGACGAUGAGGAUAUCGAUUGGGUGCAGACCGAAAAGCAUGUCUUUGAGCAGGCAUCCAGUAACCCUUUUCUAGUUGGCUUACAUUCCUGCUUUCAAACAACAAGCCGGUUGUUUCUUGUUAUAGAAUAUGUGAAUGGGGGUGACCUCAUGUUUCAUAUGCAACGGCAGAGAAAGCUGCCAGAGGAACACACAAGGUUUUAUGCUGCUGAAAUCUGUAUUGCUCUCAACUUCCUCCACGAAAGAGGCAUCAUAUACAGAGAUUUAAAACUGGAUAACGUGCUCCUGGAUACAGAGGGCCACAUCAAGCUAACAGAUUACGGCAUGUGUAAGGAAGGAUUGGGCCCCGGUGACACUACGAGCACUUUCUGCGGCACGCCAAAUUACAUUGCCCCGGAGAUUCUCCGAGGAGAAGAAUACGGAUUCAGUGUGGAUUGGUGGGCCCUUGGUGUCCUCAUGUUUGAAAUGAUGGCAGGAAGAUCUCCGUUCGACAUUAUUACCGACAAUCCAGAUAUGAACACUGAAGAUUACCUCUUCCAAGUUAUCCUUGAAAAACCGAUCCGAAUUCCGAGAUUCCUUUCUGUUAAGGCCUCCCAUGUUUUGAAGGGAUUUUUAAAUAAGGAUCCCAAAGAGAGGCUCGGAUGCCAACACCAAACAGGAUUUUCCGAAAUCAAGUCACACACAUUUUUUCGCAGCAUAGACUGGGAUCUGCUGGAAAAGAAGCAGGCCACCCCACCGUUUCAGCCUCAGAUCACGGACGAUUAUGGCUUGGAUAACUUUGAUACCCAGUUCACCAGUGAACCUGUGCAGUUAACUCCAGAUGAUGAAGAUGUAAUAAAAAGAAUAGACCAGUCGGAGUUUGAAGGAUUUGAAUAUAUUAAUCCACUGAUGCUAUCGAAUGAGGAAACGGUAUGAGAAACAGGCGCAGAGGGGAAAAACAAAAUGAACGCACAUGGACAUUUAAUCCUGAACUACAGUAUAUGCAUGCAAGGCUGGGGCGGGGUCACCAUAAGGUUUUGAAUGGAAACCAAAUGGGAAAAUGGCCACUGAGAAAAAUCAAGAUACGUGAUUUGGGUGGGUGGCUUCCUCUCUUUUUUUUUAAGUCCGGGGGAACUGGCAGAGCUGACUUUGUGGAUUUCGCACUCCGUGCCUGCUUCAACAAAGGGGUCAGUGAUGGCUUGUUGCGUCCUUGGGAAGAGAUUCCAGACCACUUUGAAAAGUAGCCCGCUUCUAUCGGACUUUUCCAUGCAACAGCCUCCUAAAACAGUUGAACAUCCAGAACACAAUUGCUUGUGAUGUUGAAGCUUAACUUUAGAUGCCUUUUCUCACAAGUGGUACCUAUCCUACAUGUGUGUGCGUGGGUCUGUAUGUGUGUGUACAUUCACAUCUAUGUAGGCACACAUGUAUACGCACACUUGCUAAAUCAAUAGAAAGGAGUUGUGUUUUAUUAGCAAUGUUAACAAAUUUGGGUACAGUAUUUUAAGUGCCUAAAUGGAUAAUCUACAUUAAAUUAUUCCAUUUUUUGGAACAAUUGAUGAACCCUGUAAGUUCUGGUUAUUUAAAACGAAAAGUAUUUUACACAUGGAACCUACAAAUAACAGCUGCUAUCUAAUAUUAAUCACAGUCUCAGAAUGGACAGGAAUCUUAGCAAUAACAAUUCCAAAAUUAGAAUUUUGCAUCUAAACAUUCUGGAUUAUGCUGAAUGUGGGAGAAAAAAAAACUACCAAAAUUCCCAUCAGAAAAUUUAAAUUUGCACAUGGUGGAUUUAUGAAAAUAUUUGAGCAGUGCCUACAAUGAUUUAUGUUGUAUACUAGAUUUUUGAAUAAUAUUUUUAUCAAUGCAAUAUUCAAAAGGAACAAUGGGAACGUAAUAGAUCUUAGCCUUAAAAUUUUGGAAAGAAAAAAAAUAAAAGAAUUCUAGGAUAUCUAUCAACAUACUACUUUUUUUUUUUUUCUGAUAAAGCACACCUCCUACGUUCUCCCAGAGGUUGGUUUGGUAAAUGAAACACUAUCAAAACAGCCACUUGGGGAUAGGAAAGGCGACCACAGAUAAAAAUAUUACUUGGAUAUAAAAAUGUCUUAUUAUUUUCUCUUUGGAGAACGGCGAUGUGUUUCAUCGGGAUAAUUGUCAGUUCUUGGAAUUCAAAGACAAUUCAGUGCAUUUCAGAUGGAACUACGAGUACAUAUUGCUAAUCUUAAUACCGGAACCCUUUCCAAAGUCUCUGGGUCAAUUGCAGUUUUGGAGAAUGAGGUUUUUUUAAAAAAAAUCAGAUUGACUCUACGGGGGUCAAUUGCAAUGACAUAGAAAAAUCCCAUUAUGUCACGACUUGGUGGAUAUCAAAUGACUCAGUCUAGGCUUCUCAGCAGCGUUGGUUGCUGUACAGGAAAUCUUACCUGCCUUUGUAGCCAUCAAAUGCUAGGAUAUGGCCAAAUUUGAAAGGUGGAUAAAUCUGGCCAAGAACCAUUGGUUAAAUUUCAUUUUGGAUUCUUCCUUUAGCUUGGCCAAUGAUUAAAGCACAUAUAUGAUAAGAAAAUGUUAGCACUCCCGUGCCGGGUUUCUUGAAACUCGGCCGUUUUGCUUUUGAGAAAGAUUCUUAAGUCUGUUCUAACCAGCACUUAGUAAUUCAGCUAGAACUAUUUUUUUUCCCCCUCCAGUGCUCGGGAUUUAAAUAACCAAGCUGGAAAAUGAAUAUCCUAUCUCCCCCCCCCCCCCCCAGCAACAAAUUCAGUAUUUCCUUCACUGCUGUGUCUCUUCCCCUUCAAUUUGCAGCUGAGCAAUUGGUUCUUGUAUACUGUCCAAACAUCAAAGCAGGACUAGAUACACACUUGAUCCCAGGCAUCAAAAAACAAGUCCUUGAUUUAUUUACAAUUUAAGGCAUUUACAAUGUUGCUGUGUUGCCAAAUAAGUUAACUGGUUACAAGUCGGUUGCUGCUCUUGUGCAAUGUAUAAUGUUCUGUCCAUGAUGAAGGGGAAAUUUUUUUAUAUAAAGUUCUUGUUUUAUAAAUUAAAGAAAAAAUGAAGGAUGUAAUUAAAUGUGUGGUUUAAAAAAAAAUUCCUUAAUAUAUUGCAAAUGGAGCUGGUAAUGAGAUCAUUGUCUUAGUAUGUAAAUGAAAUGUAAAUGAAAACACUCUCUAGCUAAUUUAAUGAUUGUAAAACAGUAAAUAUGUUCUUGUAGUUUUGUAUAAUUAACUAGUUGAGAUCUUUGGCCAGUUUUAUUUGUGCAAAAGAUGGUAUCCUAACCAGUUAAACAGCUAAAAUCAUUUAUAUUCUUGCACAUCUAUUAAAGACUUUAAUGAAAA